This is a messenger RNA of Theileria equi strain WA, 594 nucleotides long. Its product is annotated as signal peptide containing protein. The record is from RefSeq and is a predicted model, not a curated record. Lineage: Eukaryota; Apicomplexa; Aconoidasida; Piroplasmida; Theileriidae. The transcript has a single exon. Bases 1 to 594 code for a protein of 197 amino acids.
AUGAGGGUUCUGACCGUACUAUGGACGGUAUGUCUGGUGGGACUCUGCCACUGUGGAGGUGAUAAUGGUGGCGCUAAAGGAGGAGUAAAGGGGGGAGAGAAACAGAAUCAACCACAGGAAAAUGCGCAGCCAGCUGGUCGUGUUGAUAUCAUUCUCGAUUUAGCUAAUCCUGAUAAAGACAAAGUGAACAUAGAGACAAAGGAAGUUAGUGGAGUAGAACAUACUACCUAUACGUCAAAGAGUGUCCCUGUAACUUUAGUUGUUGGAGACGAGACUCGACUUUGGGCUACUCCCGAGGGUGAAAAACUUCUAUUGGCGAGAGUAUCUAAAAAGAAUGAAUCUUCACUACUCUUAAUUUCCGCUAAAACUCAUGGGAGGGUUGGUAAAAAGUAUUUUGAAAAGAAUGGCAAUGGUGAAUGGAAGAAGAUUACUGAGGAAAACUAUGACAAGAAACUAGAGGACCUAAAGAAUGAACCGACUAAGAAGUCUGCCAAAGCGAAUGAUCAGUCUGAAGACUCUCCUAAUAUUCCACCUCAAUCUGAGGCUCCUCCUAGUGAAGAGCCUGAAUCUAAGAAGAAAAAUUCCAAAAAAUGA